Molecule: messenger RNA, 1168 nt
Organism: Xyrauchen texanus (razorback sucker)
Lineage: Eukaryota; Metazoa; Chordata; Actinopteri; Cypriniformes; Catostomidae
Gene: serac1
Product: serine active site containing 1
Exons: 9
Source: RefSeq, a predicted model, not a curated record
AUGUCUUUGUCUGCCCUGCGAAUGAUCCGCUGCCGGAGGCUGAGCACCUCUGGACCUGCUGUGAAGAGAGCAUUGCCAUGGAAAGACCUCAGGAAAAUAGCAAAAGUAACAGGAGCAAUAGUAUUGGGAGGCUGUGUUUUCAUCAAGUAUGAAGUGGUUACUCUGAACCAGGUCAUCACUAUCGACACCAGUGCCAUUCUAAAAGAGAAACACAAGUCUUACAUCUACCUGACUCAUGCCACUGAUAGAGAACAAGAGAGUCUUGCUUCUGGCCUCACAACCUAAACCAGGAAGGAGCUUCAUAAAGCAGCUAGAAAGUUUCUUGCAAUUACCUCAAGGGUUCUGCUUCGCCCACUGGACGAGCAUCUCAGUCAUCUGGACGCAGAUUCUCAUGAAUGUGCACUAUGGGUCCUGUUGAAGAAAACCUUUUCUGCCGACCAGUUCGUGAGACAGCAGGCGGUGCAGGACCUGGCCCAGAAUCACCACUGGCAGGAUUAUCAGUACCAGACAGCAGCACAGGUGGUAGAUCAGCGCACAUCUGUGGGUCUCGCCCGCAUCCCUAAUGUGGACCUGCGCUUCUUUCUCCCUCCUCCUCCACUGCCACACACAGAGGAUACUAUUACAGUAACUCUUAUUAUUUCUUGUGCUGUAGGUUUACUUGUUAAAAAGAUGCUUUUAGAUGCCUCAAAAGAUCCUGACCUCAGUGCACUGAUUAAGAACACAAAGGGAAUUCUGUUCUACAGUGUUCCCCAUCAUGGCACAUUCAUGGCAGAGUAUUCUGUAAAUGUCCGAUACCUUCUGUUUCCUUCCAUAGAAGUGAGGGAACUAUGUAGAGACUCACCAGCGUUGCGAGACUUACAUGAAAAUUUUCUCAACAUUGCAAAAGAACGAGAGUUCAAAGUCCUUAGCUUUGCAGAAACACUGCCUACUUCCAUUGGUGCAAUGCUUAAUAUAUUGGUUGUUCCAUCUGAAUCGGCUGAGCUGGGAGUUGGGGACCUCAUCCAGGUGAAUGUAGAUCACCUCAACAUCUGCAAACCAGAAAAAAAGGACUCCUUUCUUUAUAAACGUAGUUUCCAAUUUAUUCAGGAUGCUCUUGGGGGGCCAAGAAUUCAGUGAACUUUUAAGUCAAUGAUUUACAAUCUUAAAGUGAUCGAUUGCGAUAAUUAUU